GAACACACUCAUUGCGUGUCAUCAAAAGAACUAAAAAAACAUCUCGAUUUGUGAAAAUUUCGUGUCACCAGGAAAAAAAAAACCAAAAAAACCAUCUCGAAUUGUGAAAAUUUUUAUAAACUUAAUAGUUUUUUGCAACAAUGCAAAUCUCUACAGUUUAUCUAUCAACUUUAACACUUGCAUUAACAACAAUUGUUACCGGAAAUGCAUUUAAUAAAAAGAAACAAUUCUAUCCAUCGGUUGUGUACAUCACAAAGUCAAACACUUCCAUGGCUGUAAUUUAUGUUCAAUUUUUUGUAAUGGUUUUUGUUUUUGGCAAAUUACUAAGAAAAAUAUUCCUCGGUACUUUAAGAUCUACAGAAUUUGAACAUUUGUUGGAAAGAUUUUGGUAUGCUUUGACAGAAACGUGCUUAGCUUUCACUGUCUUUCGGGAUGAUUUCAAUCCACGAUUUGUUGCACUUUUUACCGUGUUGUUAUUUCUUAAAUCCUUUCAUUGGCUAGCCGAGGAACGAGUUGAUUUUAUGGAACGUAGUCCGGUCUUAGGGUGGCUCUUCCAUGCUCGUGUUUUGAGUUUGUUAGUUGUCCUAGGAUUCAUGGACUAUUGGCUUCUCUUGCAUGCUUAUAAUUCCACGAUAAUUCGUGGACCAACUGUCCAACUUGUGUUUGGAUUUGAAUAUGGCAUAUUACUGACUGUAAUAGCAAGCAUAGGCAUCAAGUAUUUGUUGCACGCUGCUGAGAUGCAAACAGAAAAUCCAUGGGAAAACAAAGCUGUCUUCCUUUUGUAUACCGAACUCAUAAUUGGUCUCAUUAAGGUUCUCCUUUACGUUCUAUUCGUCGUAAUCAUGGCCAAGAUUUAUGCCUUGCCAAUGUUUGUGUUCCGGCCAAUGUUCUUUACGAUUAGAAGCUUUAAGAAAGCUCUUAGCGAUGUAAUUAUGUCGAGAAGAGCUAUUCGUAACAUGAACACUCUCUAUCCAGAUGCAACUCCUGAGGAAUUGCGACUAUCGGAUAAUAUUUGUAUUAUCUGCAGGGAAGACAUGGUUGCCAAUUCGAAGAAGUUGCCUUGUGGGCAUAUUUUCCAUACCAGUUGUCUGCGUUCGUGGUUCCAACGUCAGCAGACAUGUCCAACUUGUCGACUUAACAUUCUUCAUACUACCACUGAGAAUCCGCCUGCUCCAAGGGAAGAAGGAGCAGCUCUUCCUAACGCACAACCAAUCGAUCCGGCAGGAAGAAAUCGAUAUGAUGAAACAAAUCAAAAUGCAGGUGGUUUCGCCAAUGUUUUUAGAGGCCCAAUGCAAAUUCCACAAUCUCCUCUUGUUGUGCCCAGUCCAAUACCUUUUUUGGCACACUUUUCGGUGCCACCUCCAACAAUGCCACCAAAUUUAAGUAUUUUAUCUGAUGAAGAGUUGCGAGCAAUGGAAGGUAAUGAGAGACGUAAUAUUGAAGAGCGUUUGAAAGUUUUGGGAAAUAUAAAAUUACUUCUCGAUGCAUCAACUGUUUUAAUGAAUCAAUAUACUUUGGUAACUGCAUAUAAUAGUACAACAGAGAGAGAAAAAGUUGUAGAUCCAAAUGCUGCUGCAACAACAUCAACUGAUAAUAAUCCAGCUCCGUCUACUACUACUAAUAUUGAAUCAAAACCACCUUUGGAAAGUGAAAAGGAUAUUGUUAUACCGGAAACAAGUAUAAGUGAUGUUAAAAUUGAAGAUAUUGGUGGAGAAGAUGAUUUAAAUGAUGCCAAUAAGAAUGAAGAAGAUGUUGAUGAUACUGAUUCAUCGGGUUUGAGUGAAUUGCGAAAGAGGAGAUUGAAGUAUUUGCAUGGAACAACAACAACAACACAAAAUUUGUAAACUAACUAUAUUAUAUUUUAAAUUCAUUUAAAACAAUUUAUAAUGAAAUAAAACUAAAUAAAAUAAUAAAAAAAAAAAAAACAAUUUCCAACUCAUGUGAUGUGAAUGAAGAGAAGAAGUUUUUUUGGAUGAUUAUACUUGUAUUUGGUUCGAAAUUGAUUUUAAAUAAAAUACAUUUGAAGAAGCAA
Episyrphus balteatus (marmalade hoverfly) is the source of this 2032-nucleotide messenger RNA. It is a transcript of the gene sip3, whose product is annotated as E3 ubiquitin-protein ligase HRD1. The transcript has a single exon. The record is from RefSeq and is a predicted model, not a curated record. Lineage: Eukaryota; Metazoa; Arthropoda; Insecta; Diptera; Syrphidae. Bases 141 to 1844 code for a protein of 567 amino acids. Gene Ontology annotation, cellular component: cytoplasm.